AUGGAAGAGGUAGUGGAGGAGGAGUUUUCAGUGUGGAAGAAAAACACGCCGUUGCUGUACGACCUCGUCGUCUGCCACUCCCUCGAGUGGCCGUCCCUCACCGUCCAGUGGCUGCCCUCCCCUCCGUCUUCCGACGGCGGCGAUCUAUCUGUCCACAAAUUGAUCCUCGGGACACACACGUCCGAUGAUGUCCCCAACUUUCUCAUGCUUGCGGACGCGUAUCUCCCACGAGAUCCUUCCUCCGCCAUUGCAGUCGACCUCGAAAACUCCAUUGUACCAAAGGUAGAGAUAGUACAAAAAAUGCAAGUUGAUGGGGAAGUGAACAGAGCUCGUUGUAUGCCCCAAAACCAAACUAUAAUUGCUGCCAAGACGAAUGGUUCUGAAGUAUACGUAUUUGACUCGACCAAGCAGCUGGUGGAUUCCAAACGUGGUUCGAAUGACCCAGAUUUGAGAUUGAGAGGCCAUGAUAAAGAAGGGUAUGGUUUGUCCUGGAGCACAUUUAAGGAAGGAUAUCUUUUGAGUGGUUCAAAUGAUUGCAAAAUUUGUUUGUGGGAUGUUUCUGCAAUGCCUCAACAGAAAGUGCUUGAUGCAAACUAUACUUAUGAGGGACAUGAAAGCGUAGUUGAGGAUGUGGCAUGGCAUUUGAAGAAUGAAAACUUGUUUGGCUCUGUUGGAGAUGAUUGUAAUCUAAUGAUUUGGGACUUGCGCACGAACAAGUUCCAACACUCUGUUGUUGUACAUGAAAAAGAGGUGAACUAUUUAUCUUUCAAUCCAUUUAACGAGAAUGUUUUGGCUACAGCAUCAUCUGAUUCUACAGUUGGUCUGUUUGAUUUGAGGAACUUGAGUUCUCCACUGCACGCCCUUAGCAGCCAUAUGGAAGAAGUAUUCCAGGUGGAAUGGGAUCCAAACCACGAAACUGUUUUGGCAUCUUCUGCUGAUGACAGAAGGUUGAUGGUGUGGGACCUUAACAGGGUUGGAGACGAGCAGUUAGAAGGGGAAGCAGAAGAUGGUCCACCCGAGCUGCUAUUUUCUCAUGGGGGCCACAAAGCUAAGAUUUCAGACUUCUCGUGGAACAAAAACGAGCCAUGGGUUAUCUCGAGUGUGGCGGAGGAUAACACGUUGCAGAUUUGGCAGAUGGCUGAGAGCAUCUAUCGAGAUGAGGAUGAACUGACAGCCUAA
Molecule: messenger RNA, 1179 nt
Organism: Striga hermonthica
Lineage: Eukaryota; Viridiplantae; Streptophyta; Magnoliopsida; Lamiales; Orobanchaceae
Source: the annotation of a GenBank genome assembly